AUGGCAGACGUCGACAUGCCCGACGUUGGUCCCCCAACCGACCACAUUGACACCUCUACCCCCGAAGAGACGCUCAAGUUACUCUACGAUCUUGACGCACUGACACAGAUUCCAGAAGGGGAGUUCACCAAGGACAUUCCCCCACCGCCGAUAGGAGAGUUUACCAAGCCAGCUAGUAAGUCUACACCGACGCAAGAUGGGCAGCCUGGACCUUCGUCGGUACCGGGCGGCUCAGGAAACCAGGUUGAUGAUGAGGAGGAGGAGGAGGAGGAGAGCGACGACGAAUACGACGAGCGUCCUCCGCGUAGCACGAAUCCGCGCACCUUGGAAGAACGCCUCCGGCGGGAACUUGAAUACAUAGAUGACAUGCUAGAACAGGACGAGGACGAGGACGAGCAGAACAUGGCGGUGCCACGCGAACAGUGGAGAGCAGCAGACUUCGUCGAGGACGACAUGGUUUACGCAAGCAUCGACGUGCUGGUCAUAUACGCCCUACGCCACCUGCAAACCUUGGAGAAGAAUAGCACGCUGAGGCUGUACACCUCGUUCAUCUACCAUUACAAGAGGUGGGCGGCGAAAAUGCUGACGCAAAUACGCGACAAGCUUCCCCAGGAGCACAGGCUUAGGCACGUCGACGAGAUCGGCCACUACAUCCGGGACAACAAGAAGAAGAAUUGGGACAAAGUGGCCGAGGUCCCCCGAGAGUACAUCUGGCUGCACGGCCCUAGGGUAACCGAAACCCGGCUGCGCGCCUAUGUGAAGUUCAUGAUACGCGAGUGUCAGCUCGAUGCCGAGUCGAUCGAGGAGGGGAACAAUGCCCCGCGAACCCAGCCGGUGCAAGGUACAACGGUGCACACGCUCCUCGGGCGCAUAAAGGCAUGCCAGAUGGCGGCGAGAGUGGAGGCGACGCUCUACCGGGAGAAGGAGCUGAGCAUCAUGCGGGAGAUAUCGGUGGUCAGAUCGGAGGUGCGGUUCAUGGUCCGCACCAAGAACGAGAGGGACGUCAAGAAUUGUGCCGACCGGCGUCGCGGCACCAUCGGCGAUACAUACACCGCCGAACAGUUCCGCCAGAUCAUGAUGAAGGUGCUGCCGACAUGGGCGGCGUCGGCGUGGAACCCGCGGGCAACCGCUCCUUCGCAGACGCUGUGGCGAUUUCUGCUCACCAAGGCGCUCACGCUACUCUCCCACCACACUCUCCUGCGAGGCGCCAGCAUCCGCGAGAUCACGCUCCCCGACAUCUUCUUGUACCGACUGGCUAGCACCUCGUCGAUAAACCCGGAGAACCAGCCGGUCGUCAUGAUCGGUCAGUUCAACGGCGUCGACUUCCUUCCGCCGCUUGACACCACCGAACGCGAGCGCUGGUACAAGAAGCACCUCUUCUUCGCCCGCAACGACAAGGAGCAAAAAGAGCUCUCCGCCUCCAGCCACCACCGUUGGACGCGGCAGUUGUGGACGACCAACAAGGUGUUCUGCAAGCGGAACGUGCACGCCGCUCGCGCCGGAGGUGCGCAGGAGCUAGCCAUUGAAGGGACGCCUCGCGCCGAGAUCGCCGAGCUGGGUCACUGGGCACUCGACAAGAUGACGCGUGCUUACAUCACAGCCAUUCCCGUUGGGGUGGUGAUGAAGAAGGCCGGAUACUCGGGUUGCAAGCAAGACUACUUCUUGGGUCGCAACAGGGUCGAGCCCUCCGACAAACUCUUGGACAUCAUCGCCGAGCACAUCUUCCCCGGCGUGGAUGCUCUGCUGCGCGAUGCGGAAACGCGAGCUGCCAACGAAGGGAGCGACGCCGACAAAGCCGCCGUGCACUUCUGGCGUACCCUCCAGAUGAUGCGCCGCAUCGUCGCCGAGGACCUCGCGGUGAAGCUCGUCCGCACCCCUUGGCACCCGUACGUCCAAGGUUCGAAGCUCUGCCGGAUUGCCCUCUUUCAGCACUGGGCGAAAAGGGUCGAGAAGAUCGACACCGAAAUGAUCAACAAACGCCGGGACCCAACCCUCAUUCAGGCAGAGGAAAUCUCCGUUCGCUUGGACACCGAAUACCAUAACAUGUCCCUCAAGGAGACGCUGAAGUACGAGAGGGAGCGCGCCGCGGUCGAGAAGAUCGACCUUCAGGAUGAACUCGAGAAGCGCGACGAUACCAUCGCGACGCUGACCGCCGAGAUAACCCGUCUCACCGAGGCACUCCGUGUGUCAGAAGCACGGAGGAUGCCGGAGACGCCGCCGUCGGGGAACGAGCAGACGCCGAGCGAGAGUGGCUCCGCGGAUUCGGCCAGUCCGGGGGCCAGAAACAAGAAACGGUACGAGAAACCCCCACAGACGCUCGACGAGGCUCGUUACGAGCUCAACGUGGUGCAACCUUGGCGGGAGUCAAAGACCGUGAGGGACGCUUGGCGCCUCUGGAACUCCGCCACCGCCGAUGACACCCGCCGUCUUUGCGAUAGGGUCGCCGAGCCGGGAUUCGUCGACCGCCACACCCUCCUCAAAGGCGUGACGCAGGGUGCACACGACAAGAAGGUGCGCCGCAUGCUGAAGGCCAUGGAUGCGGUGCGCCUUCUUCGCUCGAGCGACGGCGAUGCCGACACCGAAGCCGUCGUCGCUGCCCUGAACAAGAUCGCGGCGCCGAGCAUCGGGACCUUCUGCGAUGCCCUCACGGUGCUCAAACCGGGAACCGCACCGACGAAGUCCAAGGAGCCCGGCAUGGGCGUCAAGGGGCUGGGCCCCAAGUCGGUCUCGAAGCUACGUCUCGCCUGUGCGCUGGUGGCGGUCAACUUGAAGCCGACCGCUUGGGUCGCCGUCCUGUUUCCAGACACCUGGGAGGAGCAGAUGCCGAAGACCGUGGCGGACAUGGAGUGGCAGACCGCACCUGUGCUGCGUCCUCCGACGAAGCGCAAGAAGGCGGCAUGA
This is a messenger RNA of Closterium sp. Naga37s-1, 2901 nucleotides long. NCBI's taxonomy places the organism in Eukaryota, Viridiplantae, Streptophyta, Zygnematophyceae, Desmidiales, Closteriaceae. The record is from the annotation of a GenBank genome assembly.